UGGGUGCGUCACAACAUGGCGCCGACCUUUAAAUCGAGUUAAACAAUCCGUUGCUACAGCCGUUGCUAGCCCGAUGUUAAAAGCUACGCGAAAGUAGAGAGAAGUGAUGAAUUCUAAUUAAAACUCUCAUAUUUGUUUUAAGGAGUUUAUUUACAAAAAAAUGAGCGAAUUUAUUUUAGACAAACUUUGUUCUCUCGGCCCUUAACAGCAAAUUAGAGAGAAUUCCCGAUUCCUCUGUUGGCAACAUUGUAUCCAGCAUUUCGCUUUUUUUUUCUUAUUAUUUUCUUUUUUUGACUUCCAUGCUUUUAACUGACGUGUACCGCUUUCGGUGGAUGCGGUGACGCUUGUAUUUGAGUGAAAGUACUGGACACAGUCGAGCUUAUUGUUUCUAAUACAGUACAAUCGACCACAAAGAACCAUGUUGGGCAUGUUAGACGACCUAAAGCGGAUGAACAAGCGGCAGCUUCUCUACCAGGUUUUAAAUUUCGGCAUGAUAGUUUCAUCAGCUCUGAUGAUAUGGAAGGGCCUGAUGGUUGUCACGGGAAGCGGAAGCCCCAUCGUGGUUGUUCUCAGUGGGAGCAUGGAGCCAGCAUUCCACCGGGGUGACUUGCUCUUCCUGACCAACUACAAGGAGGACCCGAUCCGUGUCGGGGACAUUGUGGUCUUCAAAGUGGAGGGGCGGGACAUCCCCAUUGUCCACAGGGUGCUCAAGCUUCACGAGAGGAGCGAUGGGGCCGUGAAGAUCCUGACGAAAGGAGACAACAACUCGGUGGACGACCGGGGCCUCUACGCCCCCGGACAGAUGUGGCUGGACAAGAAGGACAUCGUGGGGAGGGCCAGAGGAUUUGUCCCCUACGUCGGUAUUGUAACAAUAUUAAUGAAUGAUUAUCCAAAGUUUAAGUUCCUCGUUCUGGGCUGCCUGGGUCUCUUUGUGCUGGUGCACCGGGAAUAGGUUGCCCGUCUGUGCGAUUCAUCCAUCUCAUGUCAAGAGAGUCAUCUGCCGUGGCAGCCCGAGCCAAGCACGGCUGCCAGUGGGGAGCAAGGAGGACGUGCUGUCUAUCAAAAAGAAUAGCGCAAUUUUUUCUACGGGUGAUUGGAGCACGAAAAUGGCGAUUAAAUGCAACAUUCUUCUUUU
This is a messenger RNA of Ixodes scapularis (black-legged tick), 1135 nucleotides long. It is a transcript of the gene twr, whose product is annotated as signal peptidase complex catalytic subunit SEC11A. Gene Ontology annotation, molecular function: serine-type endopeptidase activity. Gene Ontology annotation, cellular component: membrane; signal peptidase complex. The record is from RefSeq and is a predicted model, not a curated record. Lineage: Eukaryota; Metazoa; Arthropoda; Arachnida; Ixodida; Ixodidae. The transcript is spliced from 6 exons. Bases 419 to 952 code for a protein of 177 amino acids.